Molecule: messenger RNA, 2848 nt
Organism: Didymodactylos carnosus
Lineage: Eukaryota; Metazoa; Rotifera; Eurotatoria; Philodinida; Philodinidae
Source: the annotation of a GenBank genome assembly
UAGUGCAUGUGAAGGUUAUGGUGAUAUUUUACUUGUGGGAUGUUAUGAUAAUACCGUUCAUUUAUGGAAUACAGAAGGUGAACAUUUGUCAACAUUACCCGGUCAUAAUGGUCCUGUACGAUGUGUUCGUUGGAUUAGUUCAGAUGAAAAUAAUCAACAUUGUUUUCUAAGUUCAUCACAUGACGAAGCGAUAAUAAGAUGGUUAUAUAAUCAAAAUACAAAUACUGUAGAAGAAUUAAAAACAUAUAAAGGACAUAAUGGAAGCGUUGAAACAAUCUCUGUUGAUCCAACAAAAACAAAAUUCGUUUCUGGUUCGUGGGAUAAAACAAUUAAACUGUGGGGAAUUGAAAGUGGCUCAUCUUCACCUGAUAAGUCGGAGAAUUUGAACGAUAAAAGUCUUGAUGCUCGUAUAACAAUAAAUGCUCAUACAGAAAAUGUCUCAUGUGUCAAAUGGCUAAAUACAAAUGAAAUCGUUUCUGGUUCGUGGGAUCAUUCGAUUAAAUUAUGGAAUAUGGAUACAUUAAAAGAGGCACAAACAUUUAAAUCAACAAAGGCUGUUAUCCAUUGUGAUUAUUCACAGUUAAAUCAUUUAAUUGUAGCUGGGUUUUGCGAUAGAUUCAUUCGUUUGUAUGAUCCACGAGUAUCCGAAGGAUUUGUUGUUCGUUCAACAUUUACAUCCCAUACACAAUGGGUGCCGAGUUUAUCGUGGUCAAAAACAAAUGAAUAUGUAUUUGUUAGUGGAUCUUAUGAUUCCUUUGUUAAACUGUGGGAUAUUCGUUGUUCGAAAGCGCCUCUAUACGAUUUACAAGGACAUGAUAAUCGAGUUUUAUGUGUGGAUUGGACAAUACCAUCGUUAAUUAUUAGUGGAGGAGCAGAUAAUUCACUGAAACUACCGGUAUUUGUUGUGCAACCAACAAACAUUACUCAAUUAAAUAUUCGGCCAACUCAGUUACAACAACAACAACAACAACAACAACAAUAUCCACAACCAGUUUAUCAAAUUUCCACAGUUCGUACACAAACUUUACCCCAACAACCGCAGCAACAAUUGUCUCAAACUCCUCUUAUUUAUCAAGUACAGCCACGUUUGAUUUCACCACCACAAGUUCAACAAACUCGAUUAAUAAUAUCACCAAUAGUCCAGCAGCCUCGUAUAAUCACGUCGCCAACUGUCCAGUUUAGUACAUCUCUAACAUCACCUCGUCUAACUGUUUCUCAAAAUAUCCAACAGCAACAACAACAACAACAACAGCAGCAUGUUACAUCACCUCCACUAACGACAUCAAUAACUAGAAUAGUGACGCCUCCAACAACUUCCAUACCCACAAAUGUGAUACCACAAAUAAAUCCAACACCACCCGCACCUGGAACGAAAGAAGUUCCAGUUAAAGUUCAAAAAUCAAAUGGUCGAUAUGGAAUUAUGGAAUUUGCCAGUGGUUUAUCAAUCGAUUUAACUGAAUGGAAAUCUGCUGAAAUGAGGCGUGAAAUAAAUUCAUUUAAUUAUCGUCCACCUACUGAUCUUGAUGCACCAACAACAACGCCCAAAUUCGGUGCUGGUAGUGAAUAUGGUAAAGAACAACGUGAACGAUUAAAACGAAAACGUUAUAGUACAAAAGGGACAAAUAUUGAAGAUUUACCGUGGUUAUUGAGUGAAAAAAAUAGUCAAGAUAAAAAGGUAAAACAGUAUCGCGGUUUGAAAAAAGGUGGCGUAGCAACGAAUUCAUCGUAUUAUGUGUUUAUAAAAGGCAAUGAAGGUUUUGAAGCAUAUCCCGUUGAGGAUUGGUAUUCAUUUACACCAACAAACGUUUAUAAAACAUUGGAUUUUGAUCAAGCUGAAAUGGAAUUUGAAAAUAGACAUAGAAAUUUAUCAAAAUGGUUUCUAAAACAUCAAUCGAAGAAAGAUGAAGCAAAGGAAGCAGAAGAAGAAGAGGAUGGAGAAGGACAAAAGAAAUCGGGAAAACAAAAUGGAAAGAAAAAUGAGUUUAAAUUAUUAAAUAAAGAAGAUUAUGUUGAUGAAGAAGAAGAUGAUGAUGAAGAUUUUGGUGACGAAGACGAAGAUAAUGGUGAUCGUCAAGGUAAAACAAAAAAUAAAACAGCAGGAAAUAAUAAGACGACAGGUGGAAUCAAUUUGAGCGAUGAUGAUGACAAUGCAAUGGAAACAAAUAAUGCGGGGAAAAAGAAACCAAAAGGGAGAAAAAAAAUCAAAACCGAAGAUGAUGACAAUGAGGCCGGAGAAGAUUCUGAUGAUGGGGAUCAUGAAGGUGAUGAAUUAGAUUAUACAAGUGAUGAAACAUCAGAGGAGGAAGAUGACAUCAAGGAUGCAAAUACACUGAAGUCAACUGAGAAAUAUGAAGAGAAAGGGAUUGAUGAACAAAUAAAAGUCGUAACAGAUAUUGAUAAAAAACUUGAAAAACUCGAAAAUGAUGAAGAAAUUGAUUUGGAAGAUAGUGACAAUGAAGAGGAAGAAGAAGAUGAUGAUCCAGGGGCAAAUGUGAUCGGUAAAGAUUUAUCAGAAGUUGGAAAAGAAAUGAGAAAACUACUAGAAAAAGAUACAUUGAAUAAAGCUGAUGAAUCAAGUACUGACGAUGAUGAUCUCGACGAUUCAGAUGAUCCAGACAAAGAACUGAUUGUACCAGAAGAGAUAUCCCAUAAAAUUGGUCAACCAUCAGCACUCGAAAAAGCAAAAGAAAUUGUUCAAAAUAGAACAACAGUUCAAGAUGAUAAUAAAACAAAUAAGAAGACAACGACUACAUCUUCGUCGACAUCUAAUGCCAGUGCUUCUUCAACAUCUGCCGGUGUAUCAACAUCAUCAAAUUCAAAUGAUGCAGUAACCGAAGAAAAAAUUCGU